GGGUUUACAAAACGCCUCUCUUAGAUUCUCCUUAACAGUGCCGUAGUUGCUGAGACAGAGGCUUGAGAGUCGCAGCGAUGGCACCAAGGAAAACCCCAAGAACAAGCCGAAACCCGGAUCUGAUUCGCGGCGUCGGCAAGUUCUCUAGAUCGAAAAUGUACCACAAGCGUGGUCUCUGGGCCAUCAAGGCUAAAAACGGCGGUGUUUUCCCUUGCCACGAGAAGAAGCCGGUGGCUCCAGCUCCAUUGGAGAAGCUUCCAAAGUUCUACCCGGCCGAUGACGUCAAGAAGCCAUUGAUCAAUAAGCACAAAGCCAAGCCGACCAAACUCAGGGCAAGUAUUACUCCUGGAACGGUGUUGAUUAUCUUGGCUGGGAGGUUUAAAGGGAAGAGAGUUGUUUUUCUGAAACAGCUCUCAUCCGGGUUGCUUCUGAUUACCGGGCCAUUCAAGAUUAAUGGUGUUCCUCUAAGGCGUGUAAAUCAAGCUUAUGUGAUUGCAACUUCCACAAAGGUUGACAUUUCCAAGGUCAAUGUGGAGAAGUUUGAUGACAAGUACUUUGCCAAGGAAGUACAAAAGAAGAAGAAGGGAGAGGGAGAGUUUUUUGAGGCAGAGAAGGAGGAAAAGAAGGAUCUCCCGCAGGAGAAGAAAGAUGACCAGAAGGCUGUUGAUGCUUCAUUGAUUGCAUCCAUUGAGGGAGUUCCCGAGUUGAAGGUAUACCUGGCUGCAAGAUUUUCUCUCAAGUCAGGCAUGAAACCUCAUGAGCUUGUCUUCUAAAGGAACUUCUCAGUUAUUAGGAUACAUGCUCUGCUCUGGAAUUUGUUUGAUUUAGAGUAUCAGGGAUUGUAUUUCAGAUUUUGUUCGGCAGAACCCAAAUUUUGUGGUAAUCCUAGUUUGCAUAUCCGUGACUGUAUUUCAGAUUUUACUGGGCUGGACCCCCAAAUUUUGUGUUACUAGUUUUCAGUUAUGUGAGGAAUUUAUCUUUUUCCAUUUUA
Messenger RNA from Vitis riparia (riverbank grape), 991 nucleotides. Its product is annotated as 60S ribosomal protein L6-1-like. The record is from RefSeq and is a predicted model, not a curated record. The transcript has 4 exons. NCBI's taxonomy places the organism in Eukaryota, Viridiplantae, Streptophyta, Magnoliopsida, Vitales, Vitaceae. Gene Ontology annotation, molecular function: structural constituent of ribosome; RNA binding. Gene Ontology annotation, biological process: ribosomal large subunit assembly; cytoplasmic translation. Gene Ontology annotation, cellular component: ribosome; cytosolic large ribosomal subunit. Bases 78 to 773 code for a protein of 231 amino acids.